Molecule: messenger RNA, 1128 nt
Organism: Rotaria sp. Silwood1
Lineage: Eukaryota; Metazoa; Rotifera; Eurotatoria; Philodinida; Philodinidae
Source: the annotation of a GenBank genome assembly
AUGGCAAAAAGAACAGUAAUACAAACAUCACUUUAUUAUAAUGAAAACGUUACAGAUUAUAUAGCUAUUCAUCCCGAAGAUAAUAUGUUUUCAAAAGCGAAACGCGUGGAAAUUUGCAACCCAUAUGAUGUCGUCGAAUUUGAAGUUAUUCUACAUUCAACUGUUACACUAGGUGCAAUAGCACUGAAUCGUUUUCAACGUAAGAAAUAUCAUUUAAAGAAGUACCACAGCUAUUUCGUACGCUGUUGUUCAUCUGAAAAAUCUUCACGUACACUAUUCGAUAUAAUUAACGAACGAUUCGAUUUUAAAACAAAGAUUGGUGGAAUGGAAAGUGUGUUAGAAGAAAUAGCUGGUGAUGUCUUGCUUAGUCGACUUUAUCCUCAAAGUUUUAUUAGUAAAACACAAAUCAAUAAACCACGAGGCUUUCUUUUACACGGACGUCCUGGUACUGGUAAAACUUUACUUGCUCGAACAAUAUGUGACAUAUUAGAAGUGACUCCAAAAGUCAUACGUGGUCCAGAAAUAUUUUCAUGCAUGCUUGGCGAAUCGGAAAAGAAAAUCAGAGAAUUAUUCGACGAUGCUCGUCGUGAUCAAAAAGUUUACGGAGCAAAUAGCAAAUUACAUGUUAUUAUAUUCGAUGAAAUCGACGCAAUAUGCAAAAAUCGAGCACAUAGUGGUUUAGUACGUGACACCGUGCAUAAUAAUGUUACAGCUCAACUGCUUGCUGAAAUUGAUGGAAUGGUUUACCUGAACAACAUCCUUUUAAUGGGCACAACAAAUUUCCUCGAGGAAAUAGAUCCAGCACUUCUUCGUCCCGGACUCAUUGAGACAGUGAUUGAAAUCAAGUUACCAGAUGCGACUGCUCCUUCUCAAAUAUUCGAUAUCUAUACGAAGGCACUUCUUCGCAAUGGAGCUCUUAAUCAAGACGUGAAUACUAACAAUAUCAUCCAACGUACCGAAGGAAUGACCGGCUCUCAUGUGGAAAGACUUGUGCGAAUGGCGACUCAUGCUGCUAUGAAACGAGACAUUAUCGAACGAAAUAAGUUUGAUGUUACUGAAGAAGAAGGGGACACUCUAGAAGUUUGUAAUCGAGAUUUUUUGGAAGCUCUAUCAAAACUGCAACCGUAA